Molecule: messenger RNA, 1185 nt
Organism: Clonostachys byssicola
Lineage: Eukaryota; Fungi; Ascomycota; Sordariomycetes; Hypocreales; Bionectriaceae
Source: the annotation of a GenBank genome assembly
AUGGCCCCCAAGAUCGAGGCGCAAGAAAUCGAAACAUACUGGAAUAUUUUCUCGACCCGGACAGGCGGAGGAAAGUUUCUUACCGGCGAACAAGCCGCACCGGUAUUGCAAAACAGCGGUCUCCGGGAUGAUCAGCUAGAACGAGUAUGGGACCUGGCAGAUGUGGAUAAUGACGGGAACUUGGACUUUGAGGAAUUUUGUGUUGCUAUGCGACUGAUAUUUGACGUUCUCAACGGGGAGUAUCAAGAUGUACCAAAGACCCUUCCCGACUGGCUGGUCCCGGAGUCCAAGGCGCAUCUUGUCCAGGCCACCCGAGCGAUCACAGGCAAGCAACCGCAGUUCGAGCAAGUGGAGGACGAGUCAGAAGACCUUGGCCUGAAGGACGGCUUUGACUGGUACAUGAACCCAAAGGACAAGGCAAAGUACGAGCAAAUCUACCAAGAGAACCGCGACAUGCGCGGAGAAGUACCAUUCAAUGCGCUUGAAGACCUCUACGAGUCGCUAGAUGUCCCCGAUACCGACAUCCGCUCCGCCUGGAACUUGAUCAACCCAUCCGCCUCGGCCGCCAUCAACAAAGAUGCGUGCCUGGCCUUCCUCCACAUCCUAAACAACCGACACGAGGGCUUCCGCAUCCCUCGCACAGUACCCCCAUCCCUGCGAUCGAGCUUCGAGCGCAACCAGAUCGACUACCAGGUCGACAACCAGCGGGGCGGGGCGAACUCGCGCUGGGCGGCCAAGGCCGACGAGUCCACCAGCACGGGACGGAAGGCCAAGUUCGGCGAGCAGUACCUGACGCGCCUGGGCCGCAGUGGGUUCAAGACUUCAGGAACAGACUUCUCCACCGAGAAGACGGAGGACUGGGAGGAGGUGCGGCUCAAGCGGCAGUUACAAGACCUGGACGAGAAGCUCCAGAAAGUCGAGGAGGUCGCCGAGAGGCGGAAGGGCGGCAAGCGCGACUCAAAGCCUGCACUCGUAAAGAAGGAACUGGACCAGCUGCUUGAAUACAAGCGUCGACAGUUGAGAGAGCUGGAGGAGGACUCAGGGAAGGGCUCCGGCGGAAGCCUGAAGAGCAUCUCUGAUGAUUUGCAGACCGUGCGGGAGCAGGUCGAAGGCCUCGAGUCGCAUCUGAGGACCCGCCAGCAGGCAUUGGAUGAAAUUCGACAGCAGAUUGAGAAUGAGAAGGCA